AUGUGCAAGGAUUGGAAAUAUCGAAAGGUCGUUAUGGCUAUGGCUAUGGCUAUGGCUAUGGCUAUGGCUAUGGCUAUGGCUAUGGCUAUGGCUAUGGCUAUGGCUAUGGCUAUGGUUAUGGCUAUCACUCUCCAUUCCUCAGACUUCGUAGUGGAGAAGAAGAUGAACCCUGUAGUGGCUGUGGCUGUUGUUGUGGUUGUAACGGUGGUGGUGUUUGCUGGUGAUGAUGUAAAUGUGUUUGUUGGUGUUGGUGUUGGUGCUGAUGUUGGGGUUGCAGUAAUAAAGGUGCUGCUGAUCCUGAUGCUGGUAGUAAUGGUGGCUGCGGUGGCGGUUGUAGAGGUGUUGCUGCUACUGAUGAAGAUAGUGAUGAUGAUGCUGAUGGGGGUAGUAAGGGAGGUGGAGGUGGAGGUGGAGUUGAUGUUCCAGAAGGAAUCCUUUGGUAGAUUUGAGGGAUAUUAUUCACACGUUCGUUUUUUAAUUGUUGUUGUUGCUGCUGCUGCUGCGAUUGCAAUUGUAAUUGCAAUUGUGGUUGUGGUUGUGGUUGUGGCGGUGGCGGUGGUCCUGGGGUAG
This is a messenger RNA of Phycomyces blakesleeanus NRRL 1555(-), 570 nucleotides long. RefSeq lists its product as hypothetical. NCBI's taxonomy places the organism in Eukaryota, Fungi, Mucoromycota, Mucoromycetes, Mucorales, Phycomycetaceae. The transcript has 3 exons. Bases 1 to 570 code for a protein of 189 amino acids. The record is from RefSeq and is a predicted model, not a curated record.